AACAGCAUGUUUGGUGCUUCAAGAAAGAAGUUUCUAGAGGGGGUUGACCGUGACUACCAUGACGAAAACAUGUACUACAGCCAAUCUUCUGUGUUUCCACAUCAGUCAGAAAAAGAUAUGCUGGCAUCGCCAUCUACAUCAGCUCAGCUGUCUCCGUUUGGGGCAAGUUUAUAUGGGCAACAAAGUGCACUCGGCCUUCCAAUGAGGGGACUGAGCAACAAUACCCCUCAAUUAAAUUGCAGCUUAUCACAAGGCACUCAGUUACCGAACCACAUCACGCCAACAACAGGAGUACCAACAAUGUCACUUCCCACGCCUCCAUCUGCAAGCAGGGAUAUUUUGCCCAUGAAUCCUAGGACUAUGAUGAACCACUCCCACGUUGGUCAGGACAUGGGAAUUCCUAGCAGGACAAAUAGCAUGAGCAGUUCAGGGGUAGGUAGCCCUGACAGAAGCUCGCCAAGCAUAAUAUAUAUGCCAAAGCAUCAGCCUUCUCGACAGCCUUUUACUGUGAACAAUAUGUCUGGAUUUGGAAUGAACAGGAAUCAGGCACUUGGAAUGAAUGACUCCUUAUCAAGUAACAUUUUUAAUGAAACAGAUGGAAGUGAAAAUGUGACGGGAUUGGACCUUUCAGAUUUUCCAGCAUUAGCUAAACAAAACAGAAGGGAAGGAAGCAGUAAUCCAACUCCAUUAAUAAACCCCUUGGCUGGAAGAGCUUCUUAUGCCGAAAUGGUAGCAAAACCAGCAAAUGAGCAAUCCCAGGACUUCUCAAUACCCAAUGAAGAUUGUCUGGCAUUACCUGAUUCCAGCAAUAAAGAUCCAACAUCAAGUAAUGAUGACAGUAAAUCUAAUUUGAAUACAUCUGGCAAGACAACAUCAAGUUCUGAUGGACCCAAAUUUCCUGAAAAUAAAAGUUCAACACCACAAAAUAAUAACCAGCAAAAGAAAGGGACACAGGUGUUACUUGAUGGUCAGGUUUUUAACAUUCCUCAAGGGAUGGUGACAGACCAAUUUGGAAUAAUUGGCCUAUUAACAUUUAUCAGGGAAGCAGAGACAGACCCAGGGAUGGCACAUCUUGCAACAGGAAGAGACUUAACAACAUUAGGCUUCAAUAUGAUCUCUUCUGAAAAUCUCUACCCCAAAUUUGCAUCACCCUGGGCAUCUUCACCGUGUCAACCUCAAGACAUAGACUUUCAUGUUCCACCUGAAUAUUUAACGAACAUUCACAUUAGGGAUAAGCUGGCUAAAAUAAAAUUUGGUCGAUAUGGAGAAGAUCUUCUCUUCUAUCUCUAUUAUAUGAACGGAGGAGACGUAUUACAACAUUUAGCUGCAGUUGAGCUUUUUAACCAUGGUUGGAGAUACCACAAAGAAGAACGAGUGUGGAUCACCAGGGCACCAGGCAUGGAGCCAACAAUGAAAACCAAUACAUAUGAGAGGGGAACGUAUUACUUCUUUGACUGUCUUAACUGGAUGAAAGUAGCUAAGGAGUUCCAUCUGGAAUAUGAUAAAUUAGAAGGACGGCCUCAUGUGCCAUCAACCUUCAACUCCAACCCUGCUCAGCCAGGCUUCUAA
Messenger RNA from Sorex araneus (European shrew), 1569 nucleotides. RefSeq names its product CCR4-NOT transcription complex subunit 2-like. Gene Ontology annotation, cellular component: CCR4-NOT core complex; P-body. The record is from RefSeq and is a predicted model, not a curated record. Lineage: Eukaryota; Metazoa; Chordata; Mammalia; Eulipotyphla; Soricidae. Gene Ontology annotation, biological process: regulation of stem cell population maintenance; regulation of DNA-templated transcription; nuclear-transcribed mRNA poly(A) tail shortening.